Messenger RNA from Stegodyphus dumicola, 1083 nucleotides. Its product is annotated as serine/threonine-protein phosphatase 2A activator-like. Gene Ontology annotation, cellular component: cytoplasm; protein phosphatase type 2A complex; nucleus. Gene Ontology annotation, biological process: mitotic spindle organization. Gene Ontology annotation, molecular function: protein tyrosine phosphatase activator activity; peptidyl-prolyl cis-trans isomerase activity. NCBI's taxonomy places the organism in Eukaryota, Metazoa, Arthropoda, Arachnida, Araneae, Eresidae. The record is from RefSeq and is a predicted model, not a curated record.
UUAUGUUUAAUACAAAUUUUAUUUAAUAUUAAAUUCUUAAUAUAACAAUUCUUUGUCUUCCAGUGGAAACAAUGUCUUCUUCGUAUUUCCUUCCAAUAAAAGAAGUGUCUUCUUUAGCUGAUAUGAAAAAAUGGGAACAAUCUGAAGCGUAUCAUGAAUAUAUGGGAUUUAUAUUAGCUAUGAAUGAAGCAGUAAAAGGAAAAAAAAUAUCAGAUGUAGCUGUAACAUCAGAAGUUGUUAAUAAAAUGUGUGAUAUGUUAGAAAUACUUGAUAAGUGGAUUGAUGAAAUUCCUCCCAUAGAACAGCCACAGCGCUUCGGAAACAAAGCAUUUCGUACAUUCUAUGCAAAGUUGAAAGAGGAAUCUGAAUCUCUACUGAAGAAUGUUUUACCAGAAAAUAUGCAUCCUAGUAUUAUUGAACUUGCUGUUUAUUUAACAGAAAGUGUUGGCAAUUCGACACGAAUAGAUUAUGGAACAGGUCAUGAGAUGUCUUUUGCUAUGCUUUUAUGCUGUUUAUUUAAAAUAGGAGCUUUAAAAACUGAAGAUUCUGAUCAAGCAAUUCUAAAAAUUUUCAAUAGGUAUUUAAUUUUAAUGAGAAAAUUGCAAGUUACUUAUCGUAUGGAGCCUGCAGGUAGCCAUGGCGUGUGGAGUUUGGAUGAUUAUCAAUUCUUACCAUUUAUAUGGGGAAGUUCUCAACUUAUAGGUCAUCCUCGCCUUGAGCCACGCUCAUUCCCUGAUGAAGAUAUAGCUGCAUCAUUUUCUAAAGAUUAUAUGUUUAUGGCUUGUAUAAAGUUUAUUAAUCAGGUUAAAUCAGGUCCUUUUUCAGAACAUUCUAAUCAACUGUGGAACAUUAGCGGAGUUCCUACAUGGGAAAAAGUGAAUUCUGGUUUAAUUAAGAUGUAUAAAAAAGAGGUUCUGGGAAAGCAUCCAGUGAUACAGCAUGUGUUAUUUGGAUCUUUGCUACCAAUAAAAAGGCAUGAUGCUCUUCCUUCUGUUAAAUAAUAAAUAUAACAUGAAAUUUUUUCAGUUAUGUAAUUUUAUGUUGUAAAUAGGCCUUAAAAAUACAAUAUUUCUCUUCAUUGCA